AUGACGCUGUGUGGGGUGGAAUUUCGAGUGGCGGAGCAUCUGGCGCUAGAGCCAGCCCUACCUUCGCCGACAUUCCCGAAGCUUCAAGGUGGCCUUCACAUGAACCCCAAGAGUCAAUCGCUGCGCAUCCAAUACUACCGCGACAUUCCCGUCUCCCGAGUCACUCUGUCGCCGCCCUUGACGCUUCACACCCUCUCGCCCAGCUACACUCGACGCGCGGUCGCACCCAAGAUGAUUACCGACAGCCAACUUUACUCGCUUGCCAUCUUCCUCGGAAGCGCUGCCAUGCUGCUCAUAGUCCUGUACCAUUUCCUUGAGGUCAAUUCCGACGAUCACAAGGUGGAGGAAAAGCCCAAGGCCGCGUCAGGCAAGGUCAAGGCAUGA
This is a messenger RNA of Alternaria rosae, 384 nucleotides long. RefSeq names its product Oligosaccaryltransferase-domain-containing protein. NCBI's taxonomy places the organism in Eukaryota, Fungi, Ascomycota, Dothideomycetes, Pleosporales, Pleosporaceae. Bases 1 to 384 code for a protein of 127 amino acids. Gene Ontology annotation, cellular component: oligosaccharyltransferase complex. The transcript has 2 exons. The record is from RefSeq and is a predicted model, not a curated record.